Messenger RNA from Aegilops tauschii subsp. strangulata, 1630 nucleotides. RefSeq names its product ultraviolet-B receptor UVR8. NCBI's taxonomy places the organism in Eukaryota, Viridiplantae, Streptophyta, Magnoliopsida, Poales, Poaceae. The record is from RefSeq and is a predicted model, not a curated record.
GAGAUAAUCAGGUCGCCGACGUGGACUAUCCGACACCGCGAGCGACGCGACCACUCCAGAGCUCCAACGCGGAACGGCGAUGUGGCGGGCGAGGCGGUGGCCGCGGCCGCGAUGGUUCUCGUCCGACACCGCGGCAGUGGGCGCCGAUUCGGGCAAUCCGGCGCGGCGUCGGGUGGCGGCGCUGUGGGGGAACGGGGACCACGGCCGGCUGGGGCUGGGGGCGCUGGAGUCGCGGUGGAGCCCCACGGCGUGCCCCUUCUUCCUCACGCGCCCCGCCGACCCGCCUACCUCGCUCGCCUGCGGCGGCGCCCACACCCUCUUCCUCACCGAGGGUGGGCGCGUAUUUGCUACGGGGCUGAACGACUUUGGGCAGCUCGGGAUAGGCUCCUCGAUGCCUCAUACUCUGGACCCUGUUGAAGUCUCUGGAUUUCACGAGAAAGUUGUACAAAUUUCAGCUGGCAACCAUCAUUCUUGUGCAGUAACAGCCGAUGGUGAGCUCUUCGUUUGGGGCAAAAAUUCGAGUGGCCAGCUUGGCCUUGGCAAAAGUGCAGGAAAAGUAGUCUCUACCCCAAGAAAGGUUGACUACUUGGCUGAUGUUAGAGUGAAAAUGACUGCUUUGGGAUCAGAGCACUCAAUUGUUGUUACAGAGGAUGGUGAAGCCUUGAGUUGGGGAGCUGCUGGUGCUGGUAGACUUGGACAUGGCCAUAAAUCUAGCUUCCUGGGAUUCGCUAUGACCUCAAAUGAAUAUACUCCAAGGUUGAUAAAAAACCUUGAUGGUAUCAAGAUUAAAAGGAUAGCUGCGGGAAUGCUGCACUCAGCUUGCAUUGAUGAAAAAGGUACUGUGUUCAUGUUUGGGCAGAAGACUGAGAAGGUACUUGGAAGAUCAAAUGAUGCACCUAGACCAAGUGCUGUUGAAGAGAUACAAUUUUCAGAAGAAGUUGCUUGUGGAGGUUAUCAUACUUGCGCCGUAACAGAUCGUGGAGAUUUGUACUCUUGGGGUUCAAAUGAAAAUGGCUGCCUUGGUCUUGGAGGUACAGGCAUGGUUCGCUUCCCAGAAGUUGUAAGAAGUUCAUUAUUUAAGCUUCCUGUAUCUAAGGUAUCCUGUGGUUGGAAGCACACAGCUGCAAUUUCAGGUGAAGAUAUCUACACGUGGGGCUGGGGAGGUGCCAACGGUACCUUCUUCGAAGAGGGCCAUUCUUCUGGCGGGCAAUUAGGGCAUGGAAACGACGUCGACUAUUGCGAGCCGAUGAUGGUAGAACUUGGCAAGAAUGCAAGUGCUGUUCAUGUAUCAUGUGGCUUCAAUCAUACAGGCGCGAUACUCGAGUACGUGGAAAACUGACUGCUGUGCCAUCUGCAGCACUGUAAGUGCAACCAGGCAUGUUUGGUACUACUCAGUCAUACCUGCACAAGGAAAAAAGAAUAAGCUGACCUCGAACGAGUGAUGUACUCGUCAAACAGAAUUACAGGUUAGUCUAGCUGUAUAGUCUUCUUUCAUACAUCUUCAUUGUCAGCUUGUAUCUAUGAUGUUUGAUGGCCUGUAAAGAAGUGGUGUUUGCAGGCUGUGAUGGACACGGCCAGUUCAAAAUGUAAACAUGAUUUGAACUAAAAUAAAUCUUGUCUUGCACAGUUA